Messenger RNA from Malania oleifera, 2498 nucleotides. RefSeq names its product exocyst complex component EXO70H1. Gene Ontology annotation, biological process: exocytosis. Gene Ontology annotation, cellular component: exocyst. The record is from RefSeq and is a predicted model, not a curated record. The transcript has a single exon. Bases 458 to 2374 code for a protein of 638 amino acids. Gene Ontology annotation, molecular function: phosphatidylinositol-4,5-bisphosphate binding. Lineage: Eukaryota; Viridiplantae; Streptophyta; Magnoliopsida; Santalales; Ximeniaceae.
GAAAAUUUAAUCCAACAAAUUAUUAAAUACUCAUAACACCAACCAGCCCUAUAUUAAAUUAAAUUAAAUAGCUACAAGUACGACCAUCUCCUCCGCCGCCUUUUGCAAAUGAAUGUUAAGAGUGACGCGUAGGGAGAGGAGAGAGACCGCGUAGGCGCGUACGCAGCCAGGCCUUACCGCUCUUACUCGAUGCCUUUGACAAAGCAGCGUGCCUUCGCUCUGCUCCCACUCCUCUCUCUAUAAAUAUACUUGAUUGCGGGUCUGAAUUCAUUACCGUCCCCACCGCCCUAACGAAGAACACCACCAACACCAGCCAGGAGGACGAACCAAAAACGAACUCCAUCUCCUCAAAUUUCCGAAUCUACGGCGAGAAAUUAUCGAUCAUCUGAUCUUCAGUUCAAUCCAUCUCCCGAUUCACAGAUCAAUCAGCGAAUUAAGUGAUUAAUCGCUAUUACAUAUGCCGAAAAAAGGUAUGAGGAGCAUCCUUUUCAAGCCCAAUUCAUCCCCUUCCCACUCCCACCGCCCUUCGCCGUCGCCAACCGCUACUCCUCCCCGCUCUUUCCCCGCCUCCCCCAUGGAAGAUCACGCCAUCGACGCUGCCCACUCCCUCAUCACCAAGUGGGACGGCGAGUCCUCCGCCUACGCCAAAGUCACCUCUCUCUUCUACGACAACAGAGGAGAGGCCAUGCUCUAUCUCAGGGCCGUCAAGGACUUGCAUUCCGCAAUGCACUCCUUCGCCAAGCAAGAUUCCACCUCCGACAGGCUCCUCCGCUCCCAGCUCCUUAUGCAAACCGCCAUGAAGCGCUUGCAAAAGGAGUUCUACCAGAUUCUCGCCGCAAAUCGAGAAUGUCUCGAUCCGGAAUCGGUUUCGGUCCGGUCGUCCCGACCGUCCGUCACCGGCUCCAGCAUCUCCGAUUUCGAAGAGGAAUCGGUCUCCGACGACGAGUUCCGAGCCGCCGGGGAGUCGAUAACGGAGGUGGAGCGACUUGCGUCGCUCGCCAUGGCGGAUCUCAAGGCCAUUGCCGAUUGUAUGAUAUCGACAGGGUAUGGUAAAGAGUGCGUGAAGAUUUAUAAGGUUAUCAGAAAAUCGAUCAUCGAUGAAGGUUUGUAUCACCUUGGAGUUGAACGAUUGAGCGCCUCACAGAUUAACAAGAUGGAUUGGGAGGUUGUGGAGCUGAAAAUCAAGCAUUGGCUGUACGCUGUGAAGACUGCGGUGAAGACACUGUUUUACGGAGAGAGGAUUCUCUGCGACCACGUCUUCUCUUCCUCUGAUUCCAUCAGAGAAUCGUGCUUCGCGGAGAUCUCGAAGGAAGGAGCCAUUUCACUGUUUGCAUUCCCCGAACUAGUCGCCAAAUGCAAAAAGUCGCCAGAGAAAAUGUUUCGGACGCUGGACCUCUACGAGGCCAUCUCCGACAACUGGCCGGAAAUUGAAUCAAUAUUCUACUUCGAAUCAACGGCCUUUGUCCGAUCACAAGCCAUCACUUCGCUCAUCAAACUCAGCGAAUCUGUCCGGACGAUGCUCAGCGACUUGGAGGCCGCGAUUCAGAAAGACAAUUCCAAGUCCCCACUCCGCGGCGGUGGCGCCCAUCCUCUCACGCGAUACGUGAUGAACUACUUAGAUGUCCUCGCCGAUUACAGCGGAGUACUCUCCGACAUCGUCACCGACUGGCCAUUGAAAAUGCACUCUCCGCUGCCGGAAUCUUACUUCGGGAGUCCGAGCUUGGACGACGCUCCGACGUCGGCCAUCUCCGUCCAGAUCGCCUGGAUCAUACUCGUCCUGCUCUGCAAACUGGACGGCCGGGCUGAGCUCUACAACGACGUCUCCCUCUCCUACAUCUUCCUCGCUAACAAUCUCCAGUACGUCGUGAACAAAGUCCGUGCAUCGAACCUGGUGUACAUUCUCGGCGACGACUGGGUCACGAGGCACGAAGCGAAGGUGAAGCAGUACACGGCGAACUACAAACGCAUGGGAUGGAGCAAAGUUUUGGCAUCCCUUCCGGAGAAUCCGACGGCGGCGAUGUCGCCGGAGGAGGCAAGGGAACGGCUGAAGAACUUCAACGCAGCGUUCGAGGAAGCUUACCGGAAGCAGACGGCGUGGGUGGUAACGGACCCGAAACUCCGAGACGAGAUAAAGAGAGACCUAGCGAGGCAGCUGGUGCCGACAUUUCGGGAGUUCUACGAGAAGUAUCGUGGGGCGUUCAGGGGGGAAUUGUUGGUCAGAUUUGCUCCCGAUGAUUUGGACAAUUACGUGUCAGAUUUGUUUUACGGAAUGGAAGCUUCAGGGAGCACCUCGUCAUCGUCGUCUCCGUCUCUGUCACCGUCUCCGACACCGUCUGGUUCGUCGCACUCGCGUCUGUGGAGAUUUUCGCGUUGAGCGGCCACGGCAGUUAUGAUUGGUCAGGGCGAUGGGACCCAUAUUCUUUUUAUUUGUAAUUAUCUAUUUUAUUUUUUAUUUGGAUUAAAGAAAAUAAUAAAAUUGGAAAAAUGAUUUGAUGUGA